GCUGGGGUAAAGCAGCUUUCACCCAUCGUAAUUAUUACUUCUGGGUGCCAAUAAUUGGUCCUUUUCUGGGUGCAACUAUCGGAAGCAUGCUCUACGAAUUUAGUCUCGGAAUGCACAUGCCAAAGAACCUGGAACAUCGCCGAAGAGACCCUCACGCUAGUUCUACAGCGAAAAGAUAUAAGAAGUUUUCAAAAACAAAAGAAGAGACUAAUCAUAAAAUUUUAUCCAUUAGAUAGUAUAAACAUAUGA
Molecule: messenger RNA, 249 nt
Organism: Protopolystoma xenopodis
Lineage: Eukaryota; Metazoa; Platyhelminthes; Monogenea; Polystomatidea; Polystomatidae
Source: the annotation of a GenBank genome assembly